Molecule: messenger RNA, 1131 nt
Organism: Prorocentrum cordatum
Lineage: Eukaryota; Dinophyceae; Prorocentrales; Prorocentraceae
Source: the annotation of a GenBank genome assembly
AUGUGCGGCAGCGGUCGGAGGAGCGUCGCCCCCCUCUCCGAGGCGGCGCUCCUGCCCCGCCGCGCCGCCAGCCAGAGGCGCGUGCCGCCUGCGAGGCGGCCCCGAGCGAUUGGACGGUCGCUCGGGCCUACCGCGGGCGCAGCGCGCCGCCUGGCGCCAUCCUCGCGCUGGCCGAGCGCGCGAGGAGCGGCCUCGCCCUUGGCCUCGGGCCCGCGCUGGUGGAAGUGGAGCGUCGAGGACAGCGACGUAGUCGGCGUCGGCGGCGCCUCGCACGGCACCCACUUCGACAGCAAGGAGGCGCAGAAGGCUCCCGUGGCGGCGGCGCCCAUGGGGCUCGACAAGCACAGGCCUGAGAGCAGCGGCGGCUUCGGCGAGCACCCUGCCCCUCGGCCUUCUGAAGGUGGUGCUGGUCAUCCUCAUCGCCUCCCUGAUCCUGGUGCGGCGUGCAGCACUGCCUGCACCUCCUCUCCUGCUGCUUUCGCGGACCCCUCGAUCGUCACGGCGUACGUGCUGGCCAACGAGGCUGCCGUCCUCAGCGGUGGCAGCGAGAUGGCCGCUGGCGACAUCGACGGCGAGCUCAGCAUGCAGGUGGACGGCUCCCGCAACCAGGACGGAAACAGUGCUCUGGCCUCGGAUGCCGUGGCGCACUGCGGCUUCGACCUCUCCCCGCACUUCGGCACGGACGACGGCGUGGAGGCGGCUGGGCCCCAGCGCAACGGCGGCAGGAGCCUGGACGACGACGCCCUCCUCACUUCGCCUCCCUCGGGUUCCUGCUCCUGCUCUGGCGGCGGGGGGAUCGUGGUGGAGGACGGCGAGGGCGGCGUCGGUGGCGGCUGUACGCUCCACGGCUCGGAGACGGUGGCGCGCCAGGAGCCCGCGCGUGGGCCCAAGCGGCUAUUGGCGCUGCGCCGCCACGUCUUCGAGGGAACCGUGGCCCUCACGGUCGACCGUGACAUUCGGAGGCCGGGCUGGCAGGGCGACGGCGGCGACGACGCUCCUCCAGCUCCCUCAGCCUCCGAGCUAGAAGCUGGGCGCCUCUGGCUCCGCGACACGUUCGGGCCUGGCUCCCCGUGGAGGGCGUGGGCCAGGCAGGAGCGGCAGCGGAGGCGCGAGGCGCAGCUCCAGCAGUAG